GUUGCAACCGAAAGUCUACGAUUGCCGAUUCCAAAUCACCUAAACCCGCGCAUUGCACGUCUUAUCGAAUUGUGUCUCAAGGAAGAUCCAGGCAAACGACCUCGAUUUGACGCACAGCUGAUCCAGUUGUUGGACAAAAUGCGUGAACGUGCCGGUCAGUAG
Echinostoma caproni is the source of this 162-nucleotide messenger RNA. Lineage: Eukaryota; Metazoa; Platyhelminthes; Trematoda; Plagiorchiida; Echinostomatidae. The record is from the annotation of a GenBank genome assembly.